UGCCAGCUGGUGCUUCUCAGGCUAUUGUGAACUGACGUGCUAAACUAUGCCGUCUGGCAAGUGACACUUCCAGCCAGCCACAGGCUGUCAUCGAUGGUAACCUGAAUGAACGUGAAUUUUAUUGGAUUAGCCAACGCGUCCCAGGAAAAUGGAUUUCGCGAAGAGUUUGAUGAAGAAAUAUGGCUGGAAGGAGGGCGACGGCUUAGGGAAAAACAGCGAUGGAAUCGACAAACCCCUCAAGGCCAACCUCAAGUUUGAUAACUCCGGCCUGGGACACGACAAAGCGGCAGAUUUCAACAAUCACUGGUGGGAGAGGGUCUACAACGAGGCGGCGGGAAAUAUCGAAGUUGAAAACGGUGCAGGCGUGUCGCUGACCACCAAAAAGGAAGAUGCAUUGGAGAUUUCCACAAAGGAAUACAGCGUGAGCAAACUCAAGAAACUCACCGGCGAGAGUUCCUACAACAACUUCCUCAAGUCGGCAACCCUCUCAGCGUCUGGGGAAAGUGAAAAUCCCAGUCACGUAGACAUGGACGAGGUCAACUUGACCAAGUUCAAGCCCCUCACGGACGAGCAACUUCUCGCAGCUUGCGGUGGCCGAACAGCUCAUAAAGGAGCUCGCCACGGGCUCAAACUGUCUGGGAAAUUGGCUCGAAUCGAGCAACAAGAACGAGAACUACUAAGCCGCAUGCAAAACACAUCCACAGCCGAUGCCGACCCUACAAAUUGCCAAUCUACCUCGAAGAAGAAAAAGAAACGGAAACGCGAACGUCAAGUGGAGGAGUUCACCGAACAGGAAAACCAAGACGAGCUGGCCGAUCUUUUGUACAACGCGGAAUACACAACUUCCUCAAAAAAGAAGAGAAAAGAAGCCAGGAAGCUUGACAAUGAGCUAUCGUCGUGCCUGGAAAGAUUCAGCAUGGAUAGGACUGCGCUCGACGAGGACGGGGACACGGUGCUCGAACCUGCUUUCAGUGAGACCAACAAGUCGAGGCGCAAGGACAAAAAACACAAGAAACGGAAGAGGAAGAACAAACAAUUCAUUCCCGAACCAAUUCUCGAUGAAAAGUCGAAUGAAAAGGAGGCAAUCGACGAACUGGACGACCAGCUCACCGUGAACUCGUUGGAAGUUAACAUUAGCGACUCAGAGGAGCAGCGCUCGAACCAUAGCUCGGAACAGACGAAGAGCAAGAAGGUCAGGAAACGCGAGAAGAGGCUGAUGAAGAAGUUAAGGACUAGCCUAGAGAACUCUGUAGUUAUUACGGAUUGAAUGUGUAUCUUUUUUAAACUGAAAUAUAUUUUAUAUACUUCUCAAUGUAUUGAA
Molecule: messenger RNA, 1321 nt
Organism: Hermetia illucens (black soldier fly)
Lineage: Eukaryota; Metazoa; Arthropoda; Insecta; Diptera; Stratiomyidae
Product: G patch domain-containing protein 4
Exons: 3
Coding region: 149-1267 (372 amino acids)
Biological process (GO): regulation of ribosome biogenesis
Cellular component (GO): nucleolus
Molecular function (GO): nucleic acid binding
Source: RefSeq, a predicted model, not a curated record